AUGGUCCCUCCCAGUUUGGCUGAGGCUGCUGCAUGGGAUUUUGCAAAUGAAAACAAAAUUGAGAUGGUUGUUAUUAACACAACAAUGGUUGUUGGACAUCUCUUACAACCAGAGGUUAAAGAAAGUGUUAAACCAAUUCUAGACUUAAUAAAUGCUAGCGGAAGAUAUUGUUUGCUAGAGAGAAUGGUACACUGUUCACAACUUGCUCAGAUUUUACAUGAUCUGUACCAAACAUUACAAAUUUUAGACAAUUGUGAGGAUGAUGAGCCAUACAUGCCAUUGUAUCAGUUUUCUAAGGAAAAUAUUAACAGUUUGGGAAUCGAGUUUAUUCCUUUAGAAGGAUGUAGCUACAAACAAGGUCUGUCGCUAAAGCAUAUAACUACAGGAACUGUCCGUAGAUCAGAUGUGUCCAGACCAGUGCAAGCCUACGAUACACUUCCAAUUCCCACCCUUGGAUCUUCAUGUGAUGAAGUUGAGCUUGAUAUUGAUAAGAGAGAGGAUGAAGAAGAAUUGGAAGAGGGAGGUGGAGAUAUCGACAAGGAUGAUGAGGAUGAAUAA
Molecule: messenger RNA, 558 nt
Organism: Vicia villosa (hairy vetch)
Lineage: Eukaryota; Viridiplantae; Streptophyta; Magnoliopsida; Fabales; Fabaceae
Product: cinnamoyl-CoA reductase CAD2-like
Exons: 7
Coding region: 1-558 (185 amino acids)
Source: RefSeq, a predicted model, not a curated record